Messenger RNA from Tetrahymena thermophila SB210, 1794 nucleotides. RefSeq lists its product as hypothetical. The record is from RefSeq and is a predicted model, not a curated record. NCBI's taxonomy places the organism in Eukaryota, Ciliophora, Oligohymenophorea, Hymenostomatida, Tetrahymenidae. The transcript is spliced from 7 exons.
AUGAUCAAUUAGUUGGUUUUAGAUAAGUUGAAUGAAUUAAAAAGCAAUAAUUUUUAAGACCCAGCAAGAAGGUAAAUAGAAGCAAACUACAAUGCAUACAGCUUAAAUAAUUAAAAAGUACCCAAAAUAUCUAAAAUAUUUGUUAGGAAAUAAAAUCACAGCUCUGAGGAUAGAUUUAGGGAUUAGAAAAGACUAGAUGUUCUUUAAGAAGUUGCUAGUGAAUUCGAUGAAUGCGAAUAUGCUUAAAAUAAAAGACUGGCAUCAUAGUUUGCUUAAAUAAAUUACAACUUUAUCAAAAAAAACAACUUGCAAGUGGUAGGAAGUAACUAGAACAGGAGUUUUAGUAUGAAUAAUAACAAUAAGAGAGAUGUUGAUUAAUCCUUCUAAGAAUUAAAAAGCAUUCAUGGGUCUGGAUCUAAAAAUUUAUAAAAUAUAAAUAGCAGUAUUAGUUAAUUCUACAGCUGUAAUUGUAGUGCAGAAAAAUAGGACAAAAAUUAAAUAUAGGUUAACUUCAAUUAAUCUUUUUCAAGAAGCACUUAAAUAAAUACACCAAAAACAACUUUUAGAGAAAAACUAAGAAAAGUAUAAGUUAUUAAAGUAUUGUAGAAUAUUCAUUUGAAAGACAUCCUAAGAUUUAAUUCUAAAACAGAAGAGCACAAUAAAAACAGACAAAAUCUAGUAAGGCUUAUCUUAACUCCUUCGAAUAACACUACAUUUUUAAGAGAUUCUAAUUCAAAUAUAAUCCCUUUGUCAAAAAUUAACUGGUAGCUCAUUUGUUCAUAUAAUUAAAACAGAUAGCUCUAUCUAACCAUAUAUGAUAUGAAUACUUUUUAGGAUAUUACUUUUGAAGUUUAGUUUAUUCCUCGCCUUGUUUAAGAUAUAAGUAAUGACCUAAUAAGGUAGAUAAGGGAAUGGAUGAAAGAAAAGAAUUCCUCUGUUUGUUUGCUUACUCUUUACACUCCUUAGCAAAAUACUACCUUUUGUCCCUCCUUUUAAGCAACCUAAGAUGACUAAUAAAUGCAAGUUCUAUUUCACAAGAUACUUGCUUGCUCUGACCUAAAAUAAAUAGGGACAGUACCAAAAUGGAUGCUUUAAAUCAUCAAGAAGUUCUAUUUAAAAAUACUUGAUAUUCAAAAGAGGCUCCAUUAAAAUUUAUAGAUACUAAAAAUAAAUUGUAGCUUAGAAUCUGAAAGCAUCCUUAACCAAAAGGUAUAUUUGGAGGAUGAUAACGAGAUGUGCUGGAUUAUUAAUUUUGAAAGCCUUUUUAACAGCCAAAAUAUUUAAGACUAGAAUAAAAAUCACAAUCGUUCUAAUAAUUACUCUCUGAAACCUGAUAUAGUUAUAGAAGACAUUUAAUCCUAGAAUAAUAUAAAUAUUAUUGGAAGCCACGGUAAUCUAUCAGUAAAUGAUAAACUGCAAUUAGCUUUAGAAGAAAGAAAAUGCAGAGAUAUGUUAAUUCAUUAGCAUAAAAUUCAGAGUACACCUUUAAGGAAGAUUAAAUAUUUAUCAUCUGAAGCAUUAAACGAUGACCUCAGUAAAUCUCAUACAAGGGCUAAUAGCUUGCUAAGCUAAUAUUAGAAUAACCCAAUUGUAAAAUAAAACAAGAUUGAACCCAAGAGAAGGACUUCUAAUCAGUUAGAAAAAAUAGAUACUAAUGAAAUAUCUAAGAAAUUAUUAACAGAAUUCAGCAAUUUUGAAUCGCCAUUAUCAAACCAUAACUAGCUACUUAAAAGAAUAGAUUUUAAUAGACAAACUAAUAAAUAGACCCUUCAGAACAUUUCCUUCUACUCUUGA